Ilex paraguariensis (yerba mate) is the source of this 1801-nucleotide messenger RNA. The record is from the annotation of a GenBank genome assembly. Lineage: Eukaryota; Viridiplantae; Streptophyta; Magnoliopsida; Aquifoliales; Aquifoliaceae.
GAGCCACCAGAACAGUACUAAUUAGAGUUGGUUGAGUAAGGAGACCCUGGAAGGAAAAAUGGGUGAGGUUGAUGAAGUAUACUCCGCCCCCAUAACACCAAGACCGGCGUCGAGAGCUCCGACACCGCCGAUAAUAUCUGCUCCUCCGUCGCAAUUCCAUUCACCUUCUUUGUCUCGGUCACCUCUCCUCUCCUUCGGGGACCACCCGGAAAAGCCUGCACAGAAAACCCCAAACAAGUCACGAACGCCGAGGUUCAUCACUCCUUUGAUCACUCCUUUGGGAAGCCCUUUAAGGAAGGCUCUCCACCUCACAAAGCUCGACCCACAAGACGCUUGGCUACCAAUCACUGAGUCAAGAAAUGGAAACGCCUACUAUGCAGCCUUUCACACUCUUUGUUCAGGAAUUGGAGUUCAAGCCCUUAUUCUUCCUGUUGCCUUCACCAUUCUUGGCUGGGCAUGGGGAAUCACAUGCUUAACAUUAGCAUUUAUAUGGCAACUUUAUACCUUAUACUUGCUGGUGCAACUCCAUGAAUCAACUGAAACCGGUAUUCGAUACAGCAGAUACAUGCAACUAGCAAGUGCAACUUUUGGUGAGAGGCUAUCGAAGUUUCUGGCUCUAUUCCCUAUAGCUUAUCUAUCAGGGGGAACAUGCGUGGCUCUGAUCAUCAUCGGAGGGUCAACAAUGAAGAUGUUCUUCCAGACUGUGUGUGACUCUUGCAACGUCAACCAACUAACGAAUGUGGAGUGGUACUUGGUGUUCACAAGUGCUGCGGUGGUUCUGUCUCAGCUGCCCAACUUGAACUCCAUUGCCGGUGUGUCGCUGGUCGGUGCCAUAACAGCCGUUGGAUACUGUACCAUAAUAUGGGUUGUUUCAGUAGCUGAAGGUAGACUUCCGAACGUUUCGUACAGUCCAGUGAAAGCUCGAACUGAGAUUGGAAGGAUUUUUGAUCCCUUGAAUGCGCUUGGGAUCAUUGCUUUUGCUUUCAGAGGCCACAAUCUUAUACUGGAGAUACAGGCGACUAUGCCUUCAAGUGAGAAGCAUCCAUCCCGCGUACCAAUGUGGAGGGGUGUCAAAUUUGCUUACGUACUCAUAGCAAUGUGCUUAUUUCCUCUUGCAAUAGGUGGCUACUGGGCAUAUGGUCAAUUGAUUCCAGCAAAUGGUGGCAUGUUAACGGCGUUGUACACAUUUCAUGCACAAAGUACUGCAAAAUCCGUUCUGGGAUUGACAAGCUUGUUUGUCAUAAUUAAUGCAGUUAGCUCCUUCCAAAUCUAUGGCAUGCCAUCCUUUGACGAUAUGGAGUCCAAUUACACAAGGAGGUUUAAGAAACCAUGCCCAUGGUGGCUACGGGUGUUUAUUCGGUGCAUGUUUGGAUAUGGGUGCUUUUUUGUUGCUAUCGCGAUUCCCUUCUUGGGAAGCGUGGCAGGUCUAAUUGGAGGGAUUUCUUUACCGGUGACUUUGGCUUAUCCAUGUUUUAUGUGGCUUAAGAUUAAGAAGCCUAAGAUAUACAGCCCCAUAUGGUGCCUCAACUGGGGACUAGGCAUCCUAGGAAUGGGUCUCAGUGGCAUUUUGAUGGCAGCUGGAGUUUAUGUUGUGAUUGACACUGGUAUUCAAGUUAGCUUCUUUAAGCCAUAGAUUCUUUGAAACUCGGACAACGCUCCAUGCAUCACUAGCCUGGGGUUAAAAAAAAAAAACACUUCUUCAAGCCUCACUAGUUUUUUUUUUUUCUGUACUUUAUGCCUCACUAGUUGGAAAUUAUUUAGAUUGCAGGCAAUUUGAGUUUGUAAGUUCAAAAAAUAAUCU